Messenger RNA from Toxotes jaculatrix (banded archerfish), 3193 nucleotides. RefSeq names its product B-cell receptor CD22. The transcript is spliced from 8 exons. Bases 677 to 1906 code for a protein of 409 amino acids. The record is from RefSeq and is a predicted model, not a curated record. NCBI's taxonomy places the organism in Eukaryota, Metazoa, Chordata, Actinopteri, Toxotidae.
GUGAAACAAAGUUAGUGAAAGUUUAUCCGGAGUUUGUCGGCGUGUGUGUGGUGAGCGGUCAGCUACGCAGACUGGAGGGACGCGAGUGACGUCAAGUUACGUUUCUGAGUGGACAAAAGGGGGGCACGAGAGCUCUCAGAGCCGCACAGGUGAACAUAUUGUCCAACGGGCGCGAGGAACCAUAAUAAAACACAACCUAACAGGGAUGCCAUUCAACGGAAACUGGAGUGAGGAUGGUAGCUGAGUUAGACAUUAAUCUGAAGUGUGAUGCCCUCAUGUGCAUGUAGUGCAGGUGCAACUGAAUCAGCAAACACACAGUGUCUCCCACAGUGUCACACACACACACAGACAAACACAACCUACAAACACACAUUUUUGUAUAAGUAACUUCCCCUUUUUGAAAAGUCAGUACCCCAGUUCCUUAAAGGCAGGGGAAAUAAACGGGAAGUUGGACAAUCUGUUGCAUGGGACAAACCUCUAGGUGUUGGUUCAGAGGAAAGAGAAACACACACACACAGACUUCACUAAAGAGCAGAGGGAGGCAGCUAAGGGAGCAUAAGAUCUGGGGACUCACAGGGACGGAGGUGGGGAGAAGAGAGAAGGUGAUCAGGAAACCAAAGGAGGAAGGCCAGGAUCCCCCUACAAAAUAAAGUACCACAGCAGAAAACAGCAGAAGAUGGGUGGACAAGUGGCACAGAGCUGCUGGCUGCUCCUUGCUCUAUCUCUGAAAGGUACUCUUGCUGGUGAUUGGUCAAUUCAUCUCCCCCCCAGUCCCAUCUGUGCUGUGACUGGUUCUUCGGUGGUUCUCCAUUGUUCCUAUGACUACCCCCAAAGAUCUGAUGAAGCCAGAGCAGAGGGACAGCUCCUCACUCAGGUUGGAGGAGCUGAAGAAGGACAACAGUACAAAGUUAUGUCUGAGAUGUGGUGUCUCGAAAACAGCCGCUGUAUCACCCCAAGCUAUGUGUUCCACAGUGCCGGUAUUUUCCAGGAUCCAUCCUACCAGAACAGGGUGCAGUACCUGGGACAACCUGGGACAAAGAACUGUUCUCUGAAGAUUUCUGAUCUGAGACCGUCAGACAGUGGAAACUACGUGUUUUACCUCAUCACCAACCAUCCGACACAGAAGAUGCCAGAGCAGAGAGGCAUACAGCUACUGGUGGCAGGCUCCUCUGUUGCAGUCACAACAUCAGUGAGUCCCUCCAGUGGCAUCACUGAGGGUGCGACCUUACGUCUGGCCUGCUGCAGCCCGUCAGCCUCUCCGCAGGCCCGUUUCACAUGGUUCAAGAGCCCAAGCUUCACCCCGAGUUAUAAUGGACAGGUGUGGAGCAUCAGUGAAGUUACUUCUAAUGACUCUGGCAGAUACCACUGUGAGAUACAGACUGGAGAUCACAAGCAGACCUCGGUUAUGACGGACAUUGAUGUAGAGUACUCUCCUCGAAACAUAAUCGUAUCAAUCUCUCCUGCUGGAGAUCUACAAGGGAAGCUUCCUGUGACUCUGACCUGCAACAGUGACGCUAACCCACCUGUCCACACGUACACCUGGUACCAGGGAGCAGCAUGUCUCCCUACAACAGACAGAAGCUUUCAUCAAGCAAGACAAUCCCUGGCUACACCCACAGGAAGACACUCAACACUCAGUAGCGCCAGCAUCACCGCUGAACAAUAUGGGCAGCACUGCUGUGUAGCACGCAACAAACAUGGAUCACGGAUUUACUCUGUCACGCUCAGAGAUUCCAGAGGAGCAAUCCCAUCUAACUCUACAGGAAGCAGAGGGGUGUUUAUUGGAGUGACCAUCGCUGUCCUAGUGGUUAUUGUAGCCAUAGUUGCCUUUCUAUUGGGAAGGAGACAGAAGUCAUCCCAAAACCAGUCAUAUGCCCUCACUGCAACAACUGCUACAGAAGAUUAAAGACUCCCCAAGACCAGGACUUGUACAGUGUCACACCAAAAGUAUAAGCCAACUUUUUUUUUAUGUGUUUAAGUAACUCAGGAGAGGUGGAAUUAAUCCUCGAUAGCCUCACACCUCAUGUUGCCAAGGAAACCCCUACAACACAAGAAGACACCUUAAAAUUAGCAUCACACCACAUGCUGUUGCACAUCGUUCAACCCCGUGACUGAAAUCAUGAACACAAAAUAAAAACAAAGUUCAAGACUCACUGUUGGCAGCGAGGGCUGUUCACAGCAUAAGAGACUGUGAGAACCUGAAGAUCAUAUGAUGGGCAUUUCUCUCCAUCCAUGGAAGCCAGAUGCCACACUGGAAACCUCAAUGCACUGAGCUCAGUGAGGAUGAACUUGGACUUAUCUGAUCAUUUUUGUUUAAGUGCAGUUGUGCUGUGGGAUAAGCUAAAUUCUUCUGUAAUGCUUCAAGAAAAGAAAAUAUUUAUUAUAACUGAGAACAUAGACUUGAAAUCUUCUGUUGCCUUUGCUGUUUUUUGUCAUUUUUUUGUGUGCUGUGGUUGAUUUUGAUUUUGAGCUGCUGUCAUUAACCAGCAGGUGCCAAUUUGAAUACAACCUCCACGGCUCAUUACAUCUGAAAACCACAGACAACAUCUGGACUAAUUGUCUAUACAAAUACUUUUACUGCAUUUUAAAUAGCAGAAAGUGCAUCACAUACUGUCACUGCUGUGUCCGGAAGCAGAAGACACUGAAGCAGCUAUUAUUGAAAGCAUGUUACUGAUUGUAAUGAGCGUGAAGAAGAUGAUGGAAAGUGCAGUCAUUUGUGUGGUUUUGAGUAAACUCUUCAGUGUGAUAAGGCCCCAACAGAUACUGACCAGAGCCUGUGAAGACGUGGAGGAGGACAUAAACCAAGCGGACAGUGACUCUGACACCAGGACAUCCUUUUACAAAAUCAACUCUUCAUCUCAUUAGUCUAUUUUAGCCACACAGCAAAGUGGCGCUCACAUCUUCUAUUUUUAAAAGCUGAUGAAGCAAACAAGGAAGUAUGUUGUUUUGUUUCACAAAUAUUUAAAGGGACAGUCAAAGGGCCUGUUUUUAAUGAGAGCAGGUCAUUAGUGUUGCAGUCCCGCUAAUUUCAUCAUGUUAAAACUGUUGUAAGCUACAGUGUUUGUCACCUGAGCUUUGUUCUAAACACAAUGUAUUUAGCAUUAAAAGUGACAGAGAGAUAGAUCUAAUGAAAAAACCUUGUACUUUUUAUUUUCACAUAACUGUAAAAAAGUUAAUUGUUUUAAUUGCAAAG